GGAUCAUUCUCUCUCUCUCUACAAUUAUUCUUCCUCCCUUUUAUCUUUUUUUUUUGUUUUUCAUAUCUCUCUCUCUCUCUCUCUGCCUGACUCCGAGAAACCAUCUCGGGGCUUUUCUUCUCCUUGAUCCGUCUCAGAUUUCUUGCUUAAUAUGGAGAAUGUAAUCGAAUAAAAUAAAUAGCCUUUUUUAAUCUCUAGGAGUUUCAUGGGGAUUUGCUUUAGCGCUCAAGGGCAGUUCCAAUUCUCUCAAAACCAAAACUCCUCUCAGAAGAAGACACCAGCACCAGUGUAUCUAAUGAAUACGGAUUGUAAAGAGUCGUCGUCGUCGUCGGUGGGUGGGAAACCGAGUCCAAGCGGUUUGCCUUUGCCUCCGAAAAACAUCAAAGAUCUGCAGUCCAAUCCUGGUUACGAGAACGUCGACAUCUUCACCUACGAGGAGAUGAAGUUAGCCACCAAGCAGUUCAGGCCUGAUUUCAUCCUCGGCGAGGGUGGCUUCGGCGUCGUCUACAAAGGUGUCGUUGAUGAGACCGUGCGGCCUGGUUACAACUCCACCAAAGUUGCUAUCAAGGAACUUAAUCCAGAGGGCUUUCAGGGAGAUCGCGAGUGGCUGGCUGAAGUUAACUAUUUAGGGCAGCUUAGUCAUCCCAACUUGGUCAAGCUUAUUGGCUACUGCUGUGAAGAUGACCACAGGUUGUUAGUCUAUGAAUACAUGUCAUUGGGAAGCCUCGAGAAACAUCUCUUUCGAAGAGUUGGUUGCACUUUGACAUGGUCCAAAAGAGUGAAGAUCGCUCUACACGCAGCCAAGGGUCUCGCCUUUCUUCAUGGUGCUGAACGCUCCGUCAUCUAUCGAGAUCUCAAGACUGCCAACAUAUUGCUCGACGAGUGUUACAAUGCUAAACUCGCUGACUUUGGACUAGCUAAAGAUGGCCCCAGCGGAGAUCAAACGCAUGUGUCAACACGUGUUAUGGGCACUUACGGAUACGCUGCUCCUGAGUAUGUUAUGACAGGGCAUUUGACAUCGAGAAGUGAUGUUUAUGGAUUUGGGGUUCUUCUCCUUGAGAUGCUCCUUGGGAAAAGGGCAAUGGACAAAAGCAGACCUUGCCGGGAGCAUAACUUGGUCGAGUGGGCAAGACCGCUACUCAAUCACAACAAAAAGCUUUUGAGGAUCAUAGACCCUCGAAUGGAUGGGCAGUACACCACCAAGGCCUUGAUGAAAGUAGCUGAUUUGGCAUACCAAUGCUUAAGCCAAAACCCUAAAGGAAGGCCCCUCAUGAGUCAUGUAGUAGAAGUCCUCGAGACUCUCAAGGAGGACGGUAAUGCGCAAGAGGAAGUCAUGGCUAAUCUCCAUAGCAGGGGCAAGUCUGUAACUUUAUAUGAAGCAGCUCCUUGUGAUUCUUCCCAAGGCACAAGAAACGUUGACGGACAGAGGAGGGGUGGUAGAAGCAAGAGCGAAGCUUCCGUGGAUGUUUCUGCUCUUGUUUCAGACUCGGAUCCGGAAUCUACCAAAGUUUAAGACUCGAGACAAGAAAGAUCACAAGUGAAUUGAGGAUUUAUGAUCAAGAAAGGUAGCAGAGUUGGGUUAAGUGUAUAAAUAAGCUGAGUCUUCGUUUUGGGGAUCCUUUUUUCUUUUUUUUAAUCUUUUUGGGGAUUACGAAUAUUAGUGCAAUAUGCAAUUUGAUCAACCUUUGAAAUUCAAAUGGAUUUUUGUUUUGAUCAAA
Brassica rapa (field mustard) is the source of this 1718-nucleotide messenger RNA. Its product is annotated as probable serine/threonine-protein kinase PBL17. Gene Ontology annotation, molecular function: protein kinase activity; ATP binding. Lineage: Eukaryota; Viridiplantae; Streptophyta; Magnoliopsida; Brassicales; Brassicaceae. The record is from RefSeq and is a predicted model, not a curated record. Gene Ontology annotation, biological process: protein phosphorylation.